AUGCGGUCACCUCGAGCUCCUACACGCACCGACAUAUUUCGUUGUUGUUUGCGGCCAAAAAAACCGCAGUCAGAGGAAAGGGGUUCUCCAAUCAUGCAGAAGGUGGAGGGACGGGUCACUCCAGUCCUGCCCUCCUCCAGGGGCACCAGCACCCCUGGGUCACCAGCCACUGGCAUUAUGGCACGUGUGGACGAUCAGGUAGUGGGCUACAGGGACUUGGCGGCGCUGCCCAGAGACAAAGCCAUUCUCCAGGUGGAGAGGCCCGACAUGAUGACGUAUCAGCCUCACCUCAGCUUCUCUCCCCUGGACGCCCCGCGCAGAGAGCGAUCCCAGUCCCCUCCGUCCACGUCUCCUACAAGAGUCAUUGAGGUGAAAUUAGAAAAAGAAGAAAGCGACAGUGGCUCCCCUGGAGGAUCAUCACUGCAACUGCACGCUGAGCGCAAGAUCAGCUUCCAACAUUUUCACAGACCAGAUAAUGGAACAAAUAUUUACAGAAAGCCUCCCAUCUAUAAACAAGAUAUGAGUAAACAUGUGGAGGGCAGUGGAGUCGUUCAGUCGGCCAAGUUCCCUGCAGCGCAGCGGCCGGACCCCAACCAGCCCUCCAAGAUCGAGACCGAGUACUGGCCCUGUCCGCCUUCACUGGCUGCCAUGGAGAUUGAGUGGAAAAAGAAAAAACUGCUGGAGGAAGAUGAGUCAGAGGACACCGAUGAGAUCAAGACUGUACAAGAGCAGGAGUUGGAAAAGAUCCAGUCCAAUCUCGGCCGUCUCAUUUUAAAAGAAGAGAAGGAGAAAGCCAUUCAGUUUCGGAGGAAGACCCAGUCACUGCCCGACAGAACCCACAUGCACAGCAGUCUGUCCACGACCACUCCACAGUCUCCCUCCAGGAUAGGAACCGGUCUGACCAGAAUGCAGUCUGCAGAGUUUUCCAACGGAGAUAAAGGACAACCAGCGGCUCAGAAUGGAGAUCGUAAGGAGCGGAUGGACAGAGGAACUUCACUGCCAAGUAUCUUAGAGCAGAAGAUAUAUCCCUAUGAAGCACUGAUUGUCACCCAUAGAGGGCGCAGUAAGCUUCCUCCUGGAGUCGACCGUAUGCGUCUCGAGCGACACCUGGCUCCAGAGCAGUUCGAGCAGGUCUUCGGGAUGCCCAUGGUGGAGUUUGACCGGCUGUCGCUAUGGAAACGCAAUGAACUGAAGAAGAAAGUUUCACUGUUCUGA
Messenger RNA from Knipowitschia caucasica, 1215 nucleotides. NCBI's taxonomy places the organism in Eukaryota, Metazoa, Chordata, Actinopteri, Gobiiformes, Gobiidae. The record is from the annotation of a GenBank genome assembly.